AUGGGUUUAAACACAGUGAGCGAAAGCUCUCAAUACAUUCUCUGUGAGGGAUGCUUUUGGGUAAUCAAGGUCAUGUGCCGUACAGGUCCGGUCUCUUUUACGUUCUAUGACUGGAAUCCAACGGAGCUCCCGCAGAGACCACGUCGUCAAGUACUCCAAAAGUUGGCCAUCGUGUCUAUUGACCUGGAGGGCUAUAUACUUCCAAAAUGUACAGCUUUGACUGUCUUUAUAGCAAUGGCAGGGAUUAUGUGCGCAAAGGCUCAGUAA
This is a messenger RNA of Eruca vesicaria subsp. sativa (arugula), 267 nucleotides long. The record is from the annotation of a GenBank genome assembly. NCBI's taxonomy places the organism in Eukaryota, Viridiplantae, Streptophyta, Magnoliopsida, Brassicales, Brassicaceae.